AUGCAGUUCCUAGCCACCACCUUCAUUUUGACCAUCUCCGGCCAUGCCGUGGUAGCAGCUCCAGCAGAUGCCUUAGUGGCCCAGGUUCUUGAUGCUCAAGCUCCAUGCCUUCCGCUCUCGGCAUUUGACACUGCCAAAUUCGCCCGACCGCUUUCGCUCAUGGACGCCAUACUCGGCGCCAACGCCUCCGUAACCACAAUGACAGGAAACCUCACCUCCAUCAAAGAACAAAUGCCAGAACUCCAAAUUCCACCAGUUCACCUGCCCUCUACCCCUCGCGAAGUCGAAGCCGAACUAGAACAAUUCUCAAAGCGCCAAAGCACAUGCUCUAACCCGCGCGUCCGCGUCGAAUGGGAUGCAAUGUCCAACCCCGAUCGCCAAGCCUACAUGAACAGCAUAAAAUGCUUGAUGCGCGCCCGACCAUCUGGGAACUUUAACGGCGCGCAAAACAGGUAUGAAGACAUUGUCGUGCUGCACCAGCAAAACACGCCCCGCGUGCACGGCAAUGCCAUAUUCCUGCUUUGGCACCGAUACCUCCUCUGGACAUUUGAAGACCUGCUGCGCAAGGAAUGCGGAUUCACGCGCUCCCUGCCCUGGCUCGACGAGUCAAAGUGGUCAGGUAAAUUCCAGCAAUCCAGCGUUUUCAGCUCGCAGUGGUUGGGCACAAUGUUAUCGCGCGGAAACUGCGUGAACAAUGGGCAAUUUGCAUUUCUAGCUUCGAAUAUCGGACCUGGGCCGAAUAACCAACGGCAUUGUUUAAGCCGUAAUGGGGACGAGUCGAAGACAGAGAACACUCGGCAGGCGCUGACGGAUGCGUGCAACUCGCGCAGUUCGUACGCGGAUAUGGCGGCGUGCUCGGAGGGUGGGGCGCAUGCCUGGGGACACAAUGGAAUUGGAGCGAUUAUGCAGGAUGUUUUCGCUUCGCCUGCGGAUCCGGUGUUCUGGUUGCAUCACGCGUUUGUUGAUCGGAACUUUUGGACUUGGCAGAAUCGUGAUGGGAGGACGAGGACGACAAGUGUUAAUGGUGGGGAUGUAGAUGGACGUGGGUUGACUUUGAAUACGCUGAUUAGCAUGGAUGGUAUGAGAUCGGAUGCCAGGAUCAGAGAUGUUCUUAACACGCAGAGUCAGUUGCUUUGCUAUCGCUAUAGUUAUUAGGUGGCUGGUGGGCACGUGGGAUAAUUGUACAUCAAGGUACAGGCGAGCAAACAUAGGUGUUUCUUGGUGUACACAUCAGACUUUGUAAAGUAUGGAUCUUUAUCGCCUUC
Molecule: messenger RNA, 1265 nt
Organism: Parastagonospora nodorum SN15
Lineage: Eukaryota; Fungi; Ascomycota; Dothideomycetes; Pleosporales; Phaeosphaeriaceae
Exons: 1
Coding region: 1-1155 (384 amino acids)
Molecular function (GO): oxidoreductase activity
Source: RefSeq, a predicted model, not a curated record